AUGGGUCACACUUGCAGGAAAGAUUCGAUCUAUGACCUGGCAGAGGAAGAACUAGUUAACCAUUCGCCUACUCUUGGGUCUCCAUGGGCAUUUUCAUCUUCUUUGAGUGGCGCUGGGCUGGCGGGGGAGAAUGCGAUUACGGACAGUGCUUCCGAGUCUUCAAAAGGUGAUAUGAGAGCUUGUUUUGAUCCUUUCUCGAGCAAUGCUUCCGAGGAUUCAGAGGCUACUUGGUCUUUUGAAAAGAUCUCCACCUUUACGGGAUUAUCGGUAGCUGAAUUUGCUGCCCAGGUGUCAGCAACUGCUGAGGAAACUCUAAGACGAAUGUCUGGCGAUAUGCUCAUAUCGGAUACUCUUGCCUUUAAUCCUGGUCCUUUGCAGACCCCUGAUGAGUACAUAAAUAUGAAUCAGAUUUCUACCUGGUUACCCUCGCGGACUCGGACUCCACCUUUGGCCCUUCCGCUGGCUGAUAUCAACAUGCGACACCUAGAAUCAUCCUGGAACUCGGAUUGUGUGGGAGUCAACCCCGCUGAUAUUUAUUCUGUGCCUGUAACUGCUCCAGACAUAGUCCCGGAACGUCUUUUUCUCCUUCAUCCAGAUGAUGUAUCUUCAUCUCACAAGGAUACUUGCUUAAAAUCUUCCCCUGAUAAUUCAGUUGGUACUCCGGAGACUGGAUCUCAUCUUGACGCAACCACUCCAGGCCCAGAUACCGCUUCUCCAUAUGAAGAACAUACCAACUUGACGUUAGCCAGAUCUAAGCUCCAAAAUUCCGAGCAAAUAAGUGAUGACGAACCUUCCAUUUUCCCAAGUCCAUCCAGCUCUGAGUAUUCUCCUCCUUUAAAACCUUUGGGGAUAAAAAGAAACCAAUCUUCUAGGAUCACUACAAGAAGAAACACGCGUAAAUCGGAGGCAGAAGAACCUGAUAGUUUUCCGGAGUACCAGGAUAAUGAGCAGUAUAAUCAUGUCCCCUUGAAUUUGGGAACUCCUGUUUUCGACGCUCACCGGGGAAUCGACAUCGAAGACCUCAAGGCUAAGGCUGAAAGAUAUCGCUUAAGGAAUCAAGGUCGUGACUAUGAUAAACGAUGGCUCAUCUCGUUUGCCGGAAAGCUUUCCGAAAAAGGUGAAUUAGUCGAAGAGUUCCGCUGCUAUGUCUCUGGUUGCAAACAGAGUAAUAAGCGUCGUGACCAUAUCCUGAUCCAUGUGGGUGCACAUUUGGACCAGAGACCGUUCAAGUGCAUGCACUGGCAAGAUAUUAGUUCGUCUCGAUUUCUGCGAAAGAACGAAUGCAAGCGUCACGAAUUAAGCCAUACCGGAAUUCGACCAUUUUCUUGUCAUCUUUGUCCCUCACCCGCUACAACCUUUGUGCGUCAGGACCUUCUAAAGCGACACAUGAAGAGGACACAUCAUAUUGAUUUCAAAGUUGACAAAGAAAAUGAAGAAAGUCAUCGUCCGAAGAAGAGAGCUAGAUAUUGA
Messenger RNA from Psilocybe cubensis, 1470 nucleotides. RefSeq lists its product as uncharacterized. Gene Ontology annotation, molecular function: DNA-binding transcription factor activity, RNA polymerase II-specific; RNA polymerase II cis-regulatory region sequence-specific DNA binding. The transcript has 2 exons. Gene Ontology annotation, biological process: regulation of transcription by RNA polymerase II. The coding region runs from base 1 to 1470 and encodes 489 amino acids. The record is from RefSeq and is a predicted model, not a curated record. Lineage: Eukaryota; Fungi; Basidiomycota; Agaricomycetes; Agaricales; Agrocybaceae.